This is a messenger RNA of Cucurbita pepo subsp. pepo (vegetable marrow), 634 nucleotides long. NCBI's taxonomy places the organism in Eukaryota, Viridiplantae, Streptophyta, Magnoliopsida, Cucurbitales, Cucurbitaceae. The record is from RefSeq and is a predicted model, not a curated record.
AUACGGUAUUUGGAGAAGCUUAAAACUUCGAAGGCUUAUGCAGGAUACCGUGAUGAUGGUGAUGAACCGAUCAAGAAGCAGCGAAAGCUCUCCAGCAUUUCUAGCGUAGAGAAUUAUGGUGCAUCGAAGCACGACAAAGAUGGGAAGAAGGCUAGAUCUGAUAUGGCGUCGGAAGACAAGGAUUAUGAGGAAGAAGAAGAAUCAGCUUCUGAUGGUGAUGUUGAAGCCAAUCAUAAGAAGCAGAGGAAGGAAUCGAUCGAUGCAUUGAUGGACGGUAAGAGAGAAAUGACUCUUACCACACGUCAAAGAGCUCUUCAGUCUAGCAAAGAUGCAACGUCCGCUCGAGGUGCUAGUUUAAUCGAAUUCCCAAAUGGUUUACCGCCUGCUCCACCCCGAAAGCAAAAAGAGAAACUCACCGAUGUGGAACAACAACUUAAGAAGGCGGAAGCUGCACAAAGACGACGAAUGCAAGUUGAGAAGGCUGCUCGGGAAUCCGAGGCCGAGGCGAUCAGAAAGAUACUCGGUCAAGAUUCAAGCCGAAAGAAGCGGGAAGAUAAAAUGAAGAAGCGCCAGGAAGAAUUAGCUCAGGUAUUGUAAUCUUAUAACUUCUAAUUAUGUGUUAGUGUUAUGAAUA